UAGAAACAUAUUAAACCAAAUCAGCCAACCAAACCAAACAUAGAACACAAACCACAUCAAUCUCCCUAAUCACAACCAUUUCCACAAUCCCACCCCUUUCUUCUUCCCCAUAAUCAAUCAAACAUCAAUCACCACCAUCAAUGGCAGCAGACUGGUCUCAACUUCCUCGAGAACUCCUCGACCUCAUCUCCACCCACCUCAUCUCCGAAACCGAUCUCCUCCGCUUCCGGUCCGUCUGCACCACGUGGCGAUCAUCCAUCAACCCCUUCACCUCCCGUUUCCCCAUCCUCCCAAACGCCGGUAUCUCCGACACCACCUGGGGUUUCUACCUCUCCAAACGCACCAUCUUCCGGGUCGGCUUACCCGACCCCGACCCGGCCCAAACCCACAUCCCCUGGCUCAUCAAAGUCGAACGAGACAACCCGCAAAAAACCCAUUUGAUGAACCCCUUAACCGGGUCCGAAUUCAUCCCUUUAUUACCCGGGUUUCCAAGAUCUUUGAACCUUUUGAAUUUUAGGGUUUCGGAAUUGGGGCAAGAGUAUGCGUUACAGUAUAUUAGUUAUAGACCCAAUGCGAAUUCGAUUGGGGAUUCGGUCACCCUUUAUAUGGAGAAAGUUGCAUUUUGUAAUGUGGGUGUGGAUGGGUUUGUGUUGUUGACAAUUCAUGUGUCUGGGAAGUUGGCUUUGUUGAGGAAAGGUGAGAGGGUGUGGAAUAUCAUUAACGAUCUUCCCGAGCCUUACGACGAUGUUCUAUACCAUAACGGGGAGUUUUUCGCGGUGGAUAGUACGGGUAGGACGGUUGUUGUGGAUUGGGAGAAGAGUGUGUUGAAUGUCGUUGCGGGUUCGGUGUUUGGUGGGGAUAAGAAGUUUUUAGUGGAGUGUGAUGGGGAGUUGUUUAUGGUCGAUAAGUAUUUGAGCGUAGGGCCGGAGAAUGAUGUGGAGGAGGAUGAUGAGAAUUAUGAGUUUUAUGAGGAUUUUGAUUGUUUUAUGAGCGAGAGGACGGUGAAGCUUGAGGUGUAUAAGUUGGAUAGGGAAGAGGGGAGGUGGGUUGAGGUGAAGGAUUUGGGUGAUAAGAUGUUGUUUUUGGGGGAUAAUUGUGGGUUUUCGGCUUCGGCUGAGGAGUUUCCGGGGUGUAAAGGGAAUUGUGUGUUUUUUACGGGGCAGAAUAGGGAGGAUGAUGGGUUGGUUAAGAGUAGAGGGGUUGGUGUGUUUGAUUUGGAGAGUGGGAGUAUUGGAGCAAUUUCUAAUGACGCGGGUUAUUCGCAGUUGUUUUGGCCUCCUCCUCAGUGGCUUCAUUCGGAUCCGUUGAAUUUGGAAGAGGGACUGGAUCAUCUUAACAUCUAAUCAAAUACAGACAAGAAAAAACACGACGGCACAAGGCGAAACAAUAAAGUGUACAUAUGCUCUGUCUGGCUCGUGACGUUGUGCUACUCGUUGCGUAAACCUGCGCGUUUAUAUUUCGUUUUAUGAAAGUAAUGUUCAUGAUUUGCUUUUUUUAUCUGUUUUCUUUAUAUAAAUAAUUCAUCUGUCAUUCAAUUGUAUGUUUAUGCUGGUUGAUUAUGGUUAUAUCACUUUUCCUUCAGCUGUUUG
Messenger RNA from Helianthus annuus (common sunflower), 1589 nucleotides. Its product is annotated as F-box protein SKIP23. Gene Ontology annotation, molecular function: protein binding. Lineage: Eukaryota; Viridiplantae; Streptophyta; Magnoliopsida; Asterales; Asteraceae. The record is from RefSeq and is a predicted model, not a curated record. The transcript has 2 exons. Bases 141 to 1343 code for a protein of 400 amino acids.